Messenger RNA from Brachypodium distachyon (stiff brome), 902 nucleotides. RefSeq lists its product as uncharacterized. The record is from RefSeq and is a predicted model, not a curated record. Bases 123 to 665 code for a protein of 180 amino acids. NCBI's taxonomy places the organism in Eukaryota, Viridiplantae, Streptophyta, Magnoliopsida, Poales, Poaceae. The transcript has 7 exons.
GGCUCCAGAUUCUUUGUCGAGCACCACGAGCCGCACAAAUGUAUAGUAGGAUCCCGUGAAGUCGAGGGAGUAGGGGAGGACCGGAGGAGUCGAGGGAGCGAGUUGGGGAGAGAGGAAUUACCAUGGCAACGGUGGCCGGCGGCGGGAACAUGAUGACGAGGGAGCAGCUACUCCACCUCUUCUCCCGCUUCUCGUUUCUUACCUCACUCCCAGAGGUGAAGAACCGAAUCGCGGACGCCGUCAGGGACAAGCAGGAGGCUGUGGCGGUGACGACCGAGAUACAGGAGGAGAUUCUUCGUGAGAUGGGGAUCGAUCCAAGUUUCGGUAUUGGUUGCCUAGGAAAGUUGAACGCCGUAUUUGAGAAUGACAUGGAUUUAAUGAUUAAAUUCUACCAAUUUGUUGCCAAGGAAGAGAUGGCUAUUGAUGAAGCUGAGCUCGAGCCUAUAGAAUUUGCCAUGAAAAUACAUGAUCAACAGGAAUUACAACAACAGCAACUGGAGAUGUUAGUUCAAAUGAGAAAGCACAGCCCUGAGAGUCAAUCUGUCAUACUUGAGACUUUGCACAAGCAGUUGGAGAGCGCUAAUUUUGAUACCAGUGCGUCGAUCCUGACUCCGGAGCAGAUCCAAGAGAUUGUUCAGAAUAGUUCCCAUCUUCCCAAAGAAUAAGAGAUUCAUGUUCGCGACUAUAUUCCCACUGUCUUUUCUCCCUUAGAGCUGAUGGAUUUAUUCUACUCAUUCACGAAGCAACUUAAUGUUAUUCUGCAGACUGAAAUGGCCCAAAAUGUUGUAUACAGCAGCUUAAUGCUACUUGCCUUGAACCUCAUCAAAUUUGUAUGCAAUUGGAAUUGUUGAACAAUGUUGAAAAUAUUAGUGUCCUGGACAGCCAAUCUCGCUGCCCAUCCA